This is a messenger RNA of Lactuca virosa, 1156 nucleotides long. Lineage: Eukaryota; Viridiplantae; Streptophyta; Magnoliopsida; Asterales; Asteraceae. The record is from the annotation of a GenBank genome assembly.
GACAAGUACCUAUUAAUUUAUUUUCACAUGAAAGAUCAUUAAUAAUUCUUUAAUUCCUAUACAGAAAAAGUGGUCUUUGUUCAUCACCUAAUAUAACCGUGACAGAAGUCGACAACAGGAUCCGUUUCUUGAGGUAAGUAUUUCAUUCUACUUUUGAUCAACUUCUUUGUCGUCAUCAUCAUACAUGUAAAAUAAGAUUUGAUCUUUGUUUCCUUUAUUAUUAUCGACUUGACUUGAUUCAUAAACUAUGCCCACUUGAUUAUUCGAGUAGAUGAUACGUUCUUUGGUGGUUGUUGACUUUCUCUUUAUCAAUUGGGUCAUCGAGUUGAAGGGUUUACCAUGGUUCCGUUGACUGAUUCAUGUAUUGAUUGAGCGCAAUCAGGAAUUGAAUUGAUGGGUGUAGAUCAAAGAACGAAGACCCUAUUCGUAUAGCUCCUUGUGUUAUCCAAUUGAGUUCAUAAAGAUUUUUACUUUUGUCUUGAGGAAACAAGAACAAGAACAAAUUAAAGAUCUUUAAGUGUUUGCAUACAUAAAAUUUCUGUUAUAGAUAAAGUUAAAAGAUCAAAGAUGUCAGGAGUUCAAGAUUCAUUAGAGAUAAAAUUCCGUUUGAUUGAUGGGUCAGAUAUUGGUCCUAAAAGCUUUCCAGCAGCUGCAAGUGUUGCGACUUUGAAAGAAAGCAUACUUUCUCAAUGGCCUAAAGAAAAGGAGAAUGCUCCAAAAACAGUUAAAGAUUUAAAGAUAAUUACCAACCACCUCAAGAAAAAGAAAAGAAAGUGACAGAUGAUCCAAAGAUAAACAAGUGUGUAUGUGUGAUAUUAUAAGAAGCAACUCCAAAUACAACCGAUUUACAUCUUCAUUUGCAGAUAAAGGAUGCUGGGGUUUGCAUAAAGAUGAUGAUGCUGUUGAUGAAUGGUUUGGAUUGAGGUUUUACAAAGAAAACAGAAAAAGAAAAAGAAAAAGAAAAAGGAAAAAUUGGUGAGAUUAUAUACAUUUGUAUCUAUACAGAUUGUUUUUUUUUUUGGGUUCGUGUUUUUUUUUGCAUAUUUUGUUAAAUCCUGUGAAUUUUUUACUUUGAAAACUCUUUCUUGGUGGUUUUUGAUUCUUAUUUGGUUGAAAAACUGUGAUUAGAUUUGAUUAUUUGAAUGGAAACAAAUUA